AUGAUGGCCGCAAUGGCAAGUCUCGCGUUGCUGCUUGUUAUGUGGUGCGGUUGCCAGAGCGCAACCCAGCCACAGGGAGCCUGCGCUGGCAACAGCGGUCUUGGCCUGAUUCAAAGGUUGCCAGCGAUCAAGAAAUUCGAGCUGGACCAUGAGAGCUCUGCCACCCAAGAGCCGGCUUUCUUGCCGGUGGAUGGCGGGGUUGGUCGAGCUUGUCGUGGGGCAAGCACUGGCGACAACAAGCAAGAGUACUUCCAGGUCUUGUCAGCCAGCGACAUCGGAGCCUGCAAGGCGCUCUGCGAAGGCGCGGCCGGAUGCGUUGGCAUCGAGUACCACACGUCCGGUCGCUGCGAGGUUUGGACGAAGAAGGAAGGGAUCCAAGCAAGCAUCGAGCUCACCGGCUACACCUGUCUCCGGUACGGAACCGAUGGCUUCCUGCCGGUGGACGGAGGCAGCGACCGGGUGUGCCGAGGUGGGGACAUCCACGACAACAACCCGGCACAUUACAACAUCUCCAGUGGGACCGAAGCGCAGUGCAAAGCCCUGUGCCUGGACAAUCCAGCCUGCGUUGGCAUUGAGCACGCGGGCACCCGCUGCGAGGUGUGGUUCCGGCCUGAAGGUAUCCAGGCCAGCCAGCCCGGUCCUGGCUCCAAAUGCUUGAAGCUCGAGUUCACCAAGGUGGAGGCUUCGGACAACAUGGCCUGCCGCGGCGCGAGCCGAAGCGACAACAACCCGAACCACUAUGUCUUGAAGAGCGCAUCAUCCCUUGGAGCUUGCAAGGAGCUUUGCCGGACUUCCUCGGCCUGUGUGGGUAUUGAGUACAUCGGCACGCGCUGCGAAGUCUGGACUCGCCCCGAGGGCAUCGAAGCGGGCUUCGGCCUCACAGGGUACACCUGCCUGAAGUACCACGGCGGCUUGAAGCCCCCUCCCAGCACAAAGCAGGAGAGAGAUGCUCGAUUCUUGAUUCAGGCCACCUUUGGCCCGACCCUGGCGAGCAUCAACGGCUUCAACAUCAGCUAUCAGACGUGGAUCGAGAGGCAGAUGGCCCUGCCACCAAGCUACCACAGGGAGUAUUACCGCAAGCGAGUCAACCCUCGGCCAGUUCUCAGUGCCUCUUCUAUGGCAUCCGGCAGCCCCCUUUCCAGGUGCAACCCAGGAUCCAGAUGGGUCAACCAUGUCAUCUUGAGGACCGACAAGUACCGAAAGAUCAAAGUCCAAAACGACAAGAUCUACAUCGACGACUUCUUCCGGAGCGACGUCGAUCCAAAUUAUCUGGGUAAUGGCUUGAGACAGCCGGACAACUGCAGCGACAUCCCGCCAAAGGACUGGGUGAACAACGGCUACACCUGCGAAAACCGGAGGUAUUGGGUGGACGACAAUUGCAUCAAGGACGAAGUCUGGGUGGAAGAGCAAUACUGUCAGAAGAGCUGCUUCGAGGAGGCCCUGGCUUACGAGAACAUGGACUGCUCUCCAGGCUGGGCUGGCCUCAACUACGAAGGCUACAUCUGUUCCAUCCAUGCGGACGAGACUCGCGCCUGGGUGAAGCUGAACACUCGCGAGAGUUGUGAAGGCGAGUCCACCGAGACCUACAUGCUGAAUCCAGGCGUGUGGAAGGCGAACCCAGACAUCACCAUGACCCAGACCCUGGCGUUUGAAAUCUUCAGGCCGGGCGUGUUGAUCCUGAAGGAACCCCCCAGCGCGUGCAACUUGGGCACCAUCGUGCAAUCCAGCAAAGAGAAACCGAACCAGUUCUACAUGUUGGAGGAACGCUUGGAGCUGCUGGAGAAUACCCUCGAGAAUCCUGCGGCCACUGGUGUCACAGGUGGCAAGUGCCCCACCGUGGCGCGGACCUUCCUCAACGAGCACAGCUGCCGGCUGCUGCCCGGAUGCUUGCCUUUGGGGCAGGAGAAGCUCUCCGUGGCGCUGACUACCCAGAACCUUGAGAAGUUCUUCUCCGUGGGCGGGCGCUACGUCUUCCAGGUGUCUGGCUUGAGGACGGCCAUUUCGCCUUGCGGCGUUCCUUCUCGAUGGAAGAAGUGCAGUGGGUGCACUGCCAGCACUUUGGCAGCCGAGGAGAUCGCUCAAGUGGCCGCGGCCAUCGAGGAGGCGUCGGAGCAAGGCGACCUCCGCGACAUCGACGUCUCUUGCUCCGGGGUCCCGGCCGAGUCUGUCAUCCCAGUGGGCAGUGACUUGUUCCAGCACGUUCACAAGGAUGAAGGCAGCGUCUACGACUUCACCGACUGGACCUUGCAGCAUCCAGGUGGAGCAGCCAAGAUCAAGCAGUUCACCGGCAUGGGCUACGAGCUGGUCUACCCAUCCUGGCACCCCAUGGACCGCUGGGACAAGAGCUUCGCCACGCAAGUGAUCCAGCCCAACUACGUGGGGAAGUUCGGCUCCCAUGUGCUCUAUCACAACCUCCCGGCCACACUGCAAACCGAGGACCUCGCCCAAGCUCUGGGCGCCGCCGCGGAGGCCACGGAGUACUCGGCUGUCUGCGGCUCUCCGCAGGAGGUGGCCAACGAUCCGAGCUUGGGACAUCUGCUCUCCUUCAAGCACGGCGGCACCGACGACGUGUACUUUGAUCAGGAGUACCAUUUCUGGUGGAACCGCGAUCGGCGGGCCAAGUCCAUGGUAUGGACAAUGCAGGCGCUCUACGCGGAGGAUCAGCUGCGCCAACGAAUGGCCUGGGCGUUGUCGCAGAUCUACGUGUGCUCUGUGUCAGGAGGUGGCUAUGCUGAGAGGGCUGAGUCCUGGACGGCCUACUACGACAUCUUCGUGCGCAACGCCUUCGGAAACCUGCGUGACAUCCUGCGCCAGGUCACCUACAACCCGAUCAUGGGCGGCUACCUGACCUUUAAGGGCAACCGUGCCUUCGAUGAGACGGGCCGAUUCCCGGACGAGAACUACGCGCGGGAGAUCAUGCAGCUCUUCUCCAUCGGCCUCUGGAAGCUCAACACGGACGGGUCGCAGGUCUUGGACUCGAGCGGCCAGCCCAUUCCGACGUAUGACAACGAGCACAUCAUGAACUUUGCCCGCGUCUUCACGGGCUUCGACGAGCAGCCAAACCGUGGCAACUACGAGUACCAGGACAACAGGAACCGGAUCGAUCCCAUGCGCAUGAGGGCCAGCUGGCAUGACAAGUAUCCGAAGCCCGACCUCGAUGGCAACUACCUGGGGGACGGCUACCCUCUCUGCUCCGACCUCGCCGACCAGGCCUUCCUGGCAAAGGGCGCCCGAUUCACCUUCGUGGGCGCUGCUGUCCACUUGGACCCCGACUUGAAGCAAGGUGCCCUGGAGUUGGACAGCAGCUCCGGCCUCUACCAGGCCCUCUGCUUCCAGUCCGGCGGCAAGUGCAACUACAACCUCACUGUUGAGCUCGACCAGGCGAUCCCUUGCACCGGCAAGGAGUGCACGACCUACGAGGUGCAGCUCAUCAAUGUCUCGGGCGGGCUCUACGAGUACCUGGAGCCCACCUGCGUGAACAUGUUCUUCUUCAACGGGAGGAUCACCCGAGACUCCGGACGGCGGUGGGGCUGGUCGCAGACUUGCCGGGACCCCGAGGCUUUCGUCGGCGGCAUCGCCUGCUGCGACGGCUGCAAGAACGCAACGGAUUCCUACAUGAGAAGGAGGGACUACACCUGCGAGAACGCGGAGACGACCUAUCCCGCAAUGUUCACGGACAGGUGCAACAACAGCGACUGGUGGACAAGCAAGAAGUACUGUCAGCUUGCCUGCUGGGAGAAGGGAGUUGGCUACGGAGAUGACGACUGCAGCUACGGCCCCUGGCAUGCGGAGCGCGUUUGCAACUAUGACCAAGAGCGCGUGCGGCUGUCAACCGCAGAGAAGGUGUGCGCUGCAAAGGGCAUGAAGCUCUGCGACCAGAAGUUGGAGGGCUACGGCUGCCUCUACGACAGCAUGCAGGUGUGGACCAAGGAGACCUGCACCCACGAGGUCAUCGUCUUUGAUGAUGGCAACGUUGCCUCCAACUACACCAGCAAGACCAGGAACAACAGAUUCCAUGCCCAGUGGAAGAAUGGAUUCCCACAGAUGCAGAAUGGUCAAUGCCCAUCGGGCUGCACACCUUUCGGCAGCGCCUGCUCCUGCAGCAUGUCGGUUGAAGUCAGGGCGGUCUUCACUUCGACUCCCACAGCCUCGCAGCUUCAAGCGCUGAAGCUCGGCGCCCAUCCCCCUGCCACAGCUUGCACCAGCAGCUGCAGCGGGCCGGUGAAGGCAUACCAGCAAAACGGCGUCUUCGACGCAGAGACGGUCUUUGAGCACAAGGGCGCAUUCUACAGCAACAAGGAGAGCGUCGUGGUUUUGCCUGGCGGCUUCGAGUUCCGAAACCCACCCGCCUUCAUGCCCAACGUCUACAUGAAAGAGCAUAUCCUGGCAAAGCACGCGCUGGCUGAAGUGGAGGCCCUCCUCGACCACCUUUUCAACCAUCCCAACGUGGCGCCCUUCAUCAGCUACCGACUCAUCCAGCGCUUCGGAAACUCCAAUCCAUCCAGCGCCUAUGUGCACAGCGUCGCGGACGCCUUCAGGAAGGGAAGCUACGGCGGCAAGACGUACUCGGGCAAGUAUGGAGACCUGGCUGCGACGGCGGCGGCCAUUCUCCUGCAUCCGGAAGCCCGCAGCCCCACGCUGCCCGCGGAUGGGUCCUUGAGGGAGCCCUACCUCAAGCUGAUCCAUGUCUUGCGGGCUUUGGAGUACAAGGACACGGAUGCCAGCAUGCCGGUGCUCAAGGACCUCCAGGAUUCCAUCGGACAGCAUCCCUACAAGCAUCCCUCGGUCUUCAGCUACUACCUGCCGGAUCACAAGCCGGACAGCUUCCCCGAAGGCAAGGUGGCGCCGGAGUUCCAGAUCUUCACGCCUCCCAUGAUCAUCAACUUCCUGAACGGCAUCUCCUCCCUCGUGGACCACGGCCUCGGGGACUGCGACCGAGGCUUUGGAGAGCGCGGCCUCGCCUGCUCACAGGGCCAGCUCACGCUUGGGCAGCGGGACUGCUUGCAGCCCACUGUGGAUCAGCUGGAUCUGCUGCUGACCGGAGGCCGCCUCCACAACCAGCAGUUCAUCCGGGCUGCCUAUGAAGAGGCCAAUGGGGAGGACCGCUACAAAGUCGCCACCAAGGCCGUGCUCUUGAGCCCAGAGUUCAACACCAUCGGGACGCCGAUGCCCAAGGGCCCUCGGCCCCCGACGCAGCCGAAGCCGGAGGAGGAGCCCGGCGAGUACAAGGCCGCAGUCAUGGUCUUCCUGAAUGGCGGCGCGGACAGUUACAACAUGCUGGUGCCACUGGACUGCCCCCUCUACGACGAGUACAGGCAGGUUCGCGGCAACAUCGCCCUGGAGACCGACGAGCUGCACGCCAUCAACACGAGUGGCCAGGACUGCUCGAAGUUUGGCAUCCACCACGAGCUGAACAUCUUCAAGGAGCUCUACGACAACAAGGAGCUGGCUUUCGCAGCCAACGUCGGCUCAUUGGUCGAGAGCCUGGACAAGGCCGCCUUUUCCAACGGCUUUGGAGAGCGCUGCAUCGGCCUGUUCUCGCACAGCGACCAGCAGCGUGCGGCGCAGACCUUGACCUGCCAGUCCCCUACAGCUGCCUCCAAGGGAGCAGGUGGUCGGCUGGCUGAUGCCUUGGCUUCGGGCUCAAAGAAGCUGAAGACCAUGUCCUUCUCACUGGUCGGAAGCCAGCCGUGGCCCCAGGGCCUGGAGACCAACGCAGAGAUCAUCAACGACGGCGAGCCGAUCGGCCUGAGGAGCAAGAAGCAGCUGCAGGUGGUCAUCGACAACAUCACAAGCAUCAAGCAUGGCAACAUGUAUUGCGAGGAGUACAGCCAGAAGCUCACUGCUGCCCUGGACUUCAAUGAGCAGCUCACGAGUAGCCUGCGAAAUGCCGAGCUCGCCACGAGCUUCUCGACUGACAACCGGGGCCUCACCAGACAGCUCCGAGAGGUGGCUCGCCUCAUUGCCUCGCGCGCGGAACGCAAGGUUGAGAGGGACCUCUUCUUCGUGCAGAUCGGGGGCUUCGACAACCACCAGAGUGUGGAGAGGAACUUAGCCAACCGGUUUGACGAGGUGGACCAUGGCUUCAAAAGGUUUGUGGCCGAGAUGAAGGCGCAGAACAUGUUCGACAAGGUCGUCAUGGCGACGCACUCGGACUUCGCACGUACCCUGACCCCGAACUCCGGUGCCGGGUCGGACCAUGCCUGGGGAGGGAACUACGUCAUCGUGGGCGGCGGCAUCCAGGGUGGCAAGGUGUUCAACGACUUCCCCGCCUCCCUCCUUCCGGGGGGCGCGCAGGAUGCCGGGCGCGGGCGCCUGAUCCCCAAGUACCCUUUCGAGAACAUGAUGCUGCCCAUCGCGCAGUGGAUGGGCUUGGAAGCAGAUCAAGAAAGCGAGGUGUUUCCCAACCUGAAGAACUUCAACAGCUCGCACUUCAUCAGCCAGUCGGCGCUCUUCGUUUGA
Messenger RNA from Symbiodinium natans, 6462 nucleotides. The record is from the annotation of a GenBank genome assembly. Lineage: Eukaryota; Dinophyceae; Suessiales; Symbiodiniaceae.